Molecule: messenger RNA, 1527 nt
Organism: Alosa alosa (allis shad)
Lineage: Eukaryota; Metazoa; Chordata; Actinopteri; Clupeiformes; Clupeidae
Product: M1-specific T cell receptor beta chain
Exons: 10
Coding region: 1-1299 (432 amino acids)
Source: RefSeq, a predicted model, not a curated record
AUGUUUUGGUACAGACAGGGUAGUAACAAAGACCUGAGCCUUGUUGCCUUCUCCAUAAACAAGGAAUUUACGGAAAUAGUAGCUCCGUUUGAUAAGCGAAAAUAUGCCUUUAACCGUCCAGUGGUGAAGACAGGCUCUCUACAGAUCCACAGUCUGGAGGCUGAGGACUCAGCAGUAUAUUACUGUGCUUCCAGUAUGGCACACUGCUGUGCCACUGGAAGCCAAGCAUAUUUUGGAAAAGGAACAAAACUGACUGUUUUAGAGGAAGGCCUGAAAGUCACUGCCCCCACUGUGAAAUUGCUUCCUCCAUCCAAAAGUGAACCCUGUGACAAGGUUCAGAAGAAAAGGAAGGAAAGGUCAGUGACUCUGGUGUGUCUGGCCACAAACUUUUACCCUGACCAUGUCAAUGUGUCCUGGAAGGUCAGUGGAGUAAAUCGAACCGAUGGAGUGGGCACAGACAACAAUGCCUUACGCAGUGAAGAUAAAAUGUACAGCAUCACCAGCAGGUUGAGAAUCGGAAUCAAGGAAUGGGCGAAUCCCAACACCCAGGUCACCUGUGUGGUCCGCUUUUUCAACGGGACACACAAUGUAGAUUAUGACGACUCUGUAAAUGGACAACUUGUGCCUGGCAUGGUUGACCCAGAUUCUUAUGUGAAUUCGGCUCAAACUGCCAAGUUUGCCUACAGCAUUUUUAUUGCUAAGAGUUGCCUGUUUGGACUGUUCAUCUUCUUUUUUGUCAGGAAGUGCUCAGGAACAGCAGCACACUUUGGUCCUGGAACUAAAGUAACAGUCCUGGAUCCCAACAUUAAUGUCACAAAGCCAGAUGUAAAGAUUCUGCCACCUUCUCCCAAAGAGAUCUGUGCCUCUGAAAAUGACCAGGGCAACGUGACCCUGGUGUGUGUAGCCACAAACUUCUACCCUGACCACGUCGCUGUGUCCUGGAUGCUCAAUGAUGAGAAUGCUACCCUUCGAGUGGGAACUGACAUCAAUGCCCACCGUAUCAAUGAAUCAGCGAAGUAUAGCAUCUCCAGCCGCCUGCGAGUCCUGAAGUCAGUUUGGAAAAACACCACAAAUAUGUUCACUUGCUCUGUCCAGUUCUUUGAUGGCGAGGACUACAUUACUGUGACAGACACCAUUUAUGGCCAGAAUAAGUUGUCAGCGGAUCGAGUGCGACGGUACAUGAACACGGCGCGCUAUGCCUACCUCCUGUUUCUGGUCAAGAGCAUGGUGUACGCUGUUGUGGUGGGCGGCCUGGUGUGGAAGAUCGGGAGGGGCAACAAGAAGGCUGUAAGUGAAUGAUGAGCUAACCUGGAAGAAUGGCACACUUAAAAGUGUUACUUUGUAUAACUAUUCUAGAGUGUGAUUUCAAAGACAAUUUUGUUUUUCAUUAUUCAUAAUCAAUUCUGUGUAUUAUGCAAAUGUACAUGCAUCUCUUGUAUUUCAUUGUUGUUGCUAUGUGUCUAUGUGCUGUGACAAUGCUUAUUAUCCUAAUGAGACAAAAUAAUAAACAUUGCUUUAAUCAACAUA